Messenger RNA from Varanus komodoensis (Komodo dragon), 2520 nucleotides. RefSeq names its product stomatin like 1 (gene STOML1). The record is from RefSeq and is a predicted model, not a curated record. Gene Ontology annotation, cellular component: plasma membrane. Lineage: Eukaryota; Metazoa; Chordata; Lepidosauria; Squamata; Varanidae. The transcript has 8 exons. Bases 276 to 1514 code for a protein of 412 amino acids.
CGGGGGGGCUGCCUGCAUUUCCUUUGCACACACGUGUCUGCGCGCGCGUUGUGUGUAUGGUGCGCUUCCACUCCAAAGCGCAAUUCCUAUGGGCCGCAGCUGCUCUGGAAAAGCGAGCGACCCAAACCUGAGAUCUCAGAAGCUCUAACCAGCAUGAAGGGCGGCCUUCCCCGCCGUGGCGGCUUCCAGAAUUAAGGGUCUGGCACUGCGAAGAAAGAAGAAAAAUGGAUCCACUCUUUAGAGAGGAGAGGGCUUAGCUCAGAGUUCGUCCAAACAUGUUCAGCCGCUCAGGAUACCAAGCCCUGCCGCUGAGUGAUGUUGAAAGAUGUCAGUCCUCUCGGUCCAGUUUCUUCUCAUCGGGAGCCACGCAGGACUCACUGAAGCAGGUGCUGAAAGAAACAGACACACCCCAAGGAUGCUUAUCGUGUAUUUGCCAUGGGCUGGUCACAACUCUCGUGUUCCUGUUCACGAUCCUCUUUUUCCCCAUCUCUGGCUGGUUUGUUCUGAAGGUCAUUCCGGCAUAUGAGCGAGCGAUUGUGUUCCGCUUGGGUCGGAUCCGAGCCCCGCAAGGACCGGGGAUGGUUCUGCUCCUGCCUUUCAUCGAUCACUGGCAGACAGUGGACCUGCGGACACGGGCCUUCAGCGUUCCGCCAUGUAAGCUAACGUCCCGCGACGGAGCACUGGUGUCUGUCGGAGCAGACGUCCAGUUCCGAAUUUGGGAUCCGGCGCUUUCGGUCAUGAUGGUGAAAGAUCUCAACGUGGCCACACGGAUGACUGCACAGAACAUCAUGACGAAGGUCUUGCUGAAGAAGUACCUGCGGGAGAUUCAGACCGAGAAGCUGCGGAUCGCAGAGCAGCUCCUGCUGGAAAUCAAUGACACAACCAGAUCUUGGGGCCUCGAGGUGGACAGGGUAGAACUGAUCCUGGAGGGUGUAUUCCAGACAUCCCAGGAGAAUGCAACACGACCACUCAGCUCAGCGCCCCUGAUCCCUGGACUGGAUAGCACCUUUCAGCAGCUGGCUCUUCAUUUCUUCAGCAGCACUGCAGCGCUGGGAGCCACCCAUCCAAAAGGAGGUUCAGAGACCGGCGCACAGAUGGAGAUCGAGAACGAGGUGGCGCAGACGGCCCUCCCCUUGGGCACCUCGCCCAGCAACAGUGGGGAGCGGAGGAAGCUCGAUGCCACGGAGGUCCUACGAAUUGUGCAGCCGUUCUUGUCUGAAUCCUUAGUGAACCAGGUCAGAGCUUGCUACCAGAUCGACGUGCUGCUGCCCGGCGGCACCAAGAGCCCUUACUUCAUCGAUCUCUCUGCAGGCUGCGGGAGAGCAGGUCCCGGACCCCCAGACCGCCGUCCUGACGUGGUGUUGGAGAUGGCCGAGAGCGACCUGGAGGCCUUUGUCCUGGGCAAACUCCAUCCUCUGAGUGCCUACGUCUGUGGGUGGAUGCGGGUGCAAGGAGAUCUGAAUGUCGCCCUGAAGCUGGAAGAGCUCCUGAAGGCCAUGAAGCAAGGAAGAUGAACGGAUUCCGUAUGGAAAUGUCAGCCGGUUCGGAAUGCCACAACCAGGUGGUUGGAGGGCCAGUUGCGGAGAACCUGCGACACCCAGCUUGCGGCAACCACACCGGCUCCCCCUCGGUGUCCUUGGCACCUCUGAAAGACCCUGGGCAAACAACGAGGGGAGCCAACCUGCACGGGCCUGCCCGCACCUUGAGAUCUUUCAGAGGUCCUUCUAUCAGGACACAAGGAAAAACCUAAUCAGUGACGGCCCCCACAGGCCAGUGACACUCCUUUCCUGGAGAGAUGAAGGCUUUUAAAAACAAAUUCGGCUGCUUCUGGCCUGUCGAGUUGAUGCCUUUAAAAAGGGGACGGGUUGCUCUUGAGCACCAGGCCAGUGCCCCAGCCUGAGGGAGGAGGAGCAGGAGGUGCCCCCCAAAAGCGGCGAAAGCCCGUUCUUGUAGCCAAAGGGCUGCUGUGAUUUGUGAGGUGGAGUAUAUAUUUGCCCGGGCUGGAAACAAGUCACAUCCCUCCGGGAUCCCAGGGAGUCUGUCCAGCCCACCUGAAGACCGCAGGACUUUCUUCCAGCUUGUUUUCAGCAUCUUUGAUCAGCAAGUAGCUUCCACACUCGACAUGUUUGUGCUUGUACCGUAACUUACUCUUGUGGUUGGUAGGGUAUGUUGCUAUGAUCCCUCGAUGUGAGGCGGCUUAUCCAUUCUGCGAGGGCAACAGGAAAACAAUGCAUUGCAUACACAGAAAGCCAACCGAUCUCAAGGGCGAGGCCUUCCAAUUCAGCGUUUUUGCUGGUGACUCAGAAAAAAACAUUUCCUGCAGUGAGAGAGAUGCACUGCUCGAUCCUUAAGAUGGCUCAGUACGGGUUCGCUGGCAUCGUCAGCCCAAGAGAAGCCAAGAAGGAUGAGCUCCUCGGUUGUUUUCAUUUCACUCGUUUCUUCAUCCCUUUGUUCAUACUCAGUAAUAAGCAGCCAAGUCGCAACCACCGUCCUCCAAGAAAUUAAGGGGUGUUCCAAGUU